ACGGAGUUCAUCUGGCAGAAUGUCUCUGCAUUCAUUGGGCCCGAGGUAAGCUGCUCGUACGAGGCUAAGUUGGCCACUGCUUGGAAUCUGCCCAUGAUUGGAUUUAAAUGUUUGGACUCAAAAUUGACGUCACUGAAUAAUACGUUCGCGCGAACAUCGCCUUCAAUAAACAAAGUUUCGAAAUCUGUGAUCGCCCUUAUGAAGUAUUUCGAGUGGACACAUUUUCAAGCAGUGGUGGAUGAGAAAGAAGUAUGGAAGGAGGCGAUCCAAUCGUUGAGCGAACUGGCCAGUGAACAUGGCAUAACCAUGAACAAGAAUGCCUAUCUGAGUGAACCAUACUACCAAAAUGCUAGGAAUGUUCUUACUAAAACUUAUACUAAAACUAGAAUUUACAUUUUUUUCGGAGAUCCAGAAGCCCUGAUAGAUUUCGUGAGGGCGAUGACGGAUUUGAACCUGGGGACCGGAGAGUACCUCGUCAUAGCCGUGCAAGAGGAAAUCUUCGAACCCAAGAAGAACGCGGAAUAUUUUAAAAAAUGUCGGUGGAAAUGGCUAGAGAGCUAUUUCGAAGAGUUCAAGAAGGAGCAGGCUCUGGCAUUCGCAAUGACUCUCAUGCUCUUCCCUCGAACUCCAAACGAAUCGACCAAGUACAAGACAUUCAUAAAGGAGAUCACAGUAUCAAUAUAUGCAUCGCACUUGUACGACGCGGUGCUCUUAUACGCAAAAGCCCUCUACAACGUCAUCCUUGAUGGCUCCAAACCAAAUGACGGAGCGGCCAUUAUUUCUAAAAUUUGGAAUUCCACUUAUGAAAGCAUCCAGGGCCACACCAUCUACAUUGACGAGGAUGGCGACGCUGAAGCCAACUACACAGUCAGAAGAAAAUUGCAAAAUGAAGACGAUGCCUUUCGCAUUUACGUGAAUAAAGAUGCCAUGAUACACAACAAAGUUUCUAAAUCACUGAGGCCUAUUGGCCAUUUCAUCUCUAAAGGAACAGAGAUACCGGAUUUCAUAUACGAACGUAAGAUAAAUUGGGUCGGCGGGAAAGUACCGAAAAGUGAACCGAAGUGUGGAUUCGACGAUUCAAAGUGUAAAAUUCAGUCCGGGUGGCCAAUAGCGUUGAUUUGUUUGGCGUUUGGUUCCAUUUUUGUAACUGGCGCUAUUUUUACUACAAGACAUUAUUUGUACGAGCAAAAAGUUGCGAGUUUGCUAUGGAAAAUUGACUUCAAAGAUUUGUUGAUGGCUGACCUCGAUCAUGAUUUGCCAGUGAACGACAAGAUGAGAGGAAGAUUCGGGAGGCUGAGUUACUUAUCAACAGAUGACUCAUACGCCAGGAUAGCCUCAUACAAAAGCUCGUUGGUCGCUGUGAAGGCACUGAAGAAGAAGCACAUUGAGCUGACGAGAGAGAUGAAGAGAGAGUUGCUGCUCAUGAAGGAGCUGUCUCAUGAUAAUUUGAAUAGGUUUAUAGGGGCUUGCAUCGAACCUUUCCACGUCUGCAUAGUAACACAGUACUGCUCUAGAGGGAGUUUGAAGGACAUACUGGAGAAUGGCGACAUACAUUUGGAUGACGUCUUUGUGGCCUCACUCGUUUUUGAUCUCAUCAGAGGUAUGAUAUUCUUACACGACAGUGAUAUAAUAUCACACGGAAACCUCAAUACAUCCAACUGCUUGGUUGAUAGUAGGUGGGUUCUCCAGAUUACUGAUUAUGGAUUGCACGGGUUGAGGAUGGGGCAGUACCCACAACAGGAGAACCAAGUCAUGUGGGAGAAAUUAAUCUGGAAAUCCCCGGAAAUUUUGCGGGACCGUACCAUUCAGCCGAGGGGUACUCAAAAAGGGGACGUCUACUCGUUUGGACUCGUGCUAUUUAAUAUUCAUGACAGGGCUGGACCCUGGGGCCAAACGACCUUGACCGCCAAAAAUAUAGUGGAGAACGUGAUGUAUCCGCAGAAGAACUGGCUCUGCCGGCCUGACGUCUCGGAAAUGAAGUGCAAGGAUUUCGUCUCGAAAUGCAUUCUGGAGUGCCUGUCGGAGGAAUCGGAGUUGAGACCGGAUUUUAAGUUCAUCCGGAUCAAGUUGAAGCCCAUGCAGGAAGGAUUAAGUUCCAACAUCUUCGAUAACAUGCUGGCAAUCAUGGAGAAGUAUGCUAAUACGUUGGAGAGCCUUGUAGACGAGAGGACUUACCAAUUGGCCCAGGAGAAAAAAACCACCGAAACACUGCUACUCAGAAUGCUGCCUAAAUCGGUGGCCGAACAAUUGAUGAAAGGCGAGCGGGUGCAACCGGAACAUUACGAAUCGGUGACGAUAUACUUCUCGGAUAUCGUCGGCUUUACGACACUAUCCGCCGAUUCCACCCCGCUAGAGAUCGUGAACAUGUUGAAUGACUUAUACACGAGUUUUGACUCAGUCAUAGAGGCAUUCGAUGUUUACAAAGUGGAAACGAUCGGCGAUGCUUAUAUGGUUGCCAGCGGUCUGCCCAUUAGGAAUGGCAACAAUCAUGCAGGCGAGAUAGCCUCGAUGUCCCUGCAGCUUCUACGCACCAUCAGAGGGUUCAGGAUUCGACACAAACCACAGCAUACACUCAAACUUAGAAUCGGAAUUCAUUCGGGCCCGGUGGUUGCCGGUAUUGUUGGCUUGAAGAUGCCUAGGUACUGCCUCUUCGGCGAUACGGUUAAUACAGCGAGUCGGAUGGAAUCUUCUGGAGAGGCUCUGAAAAUACACUGUAGUGAUCAGAGCAUGCUACUGCUGAAGAAACUAGGAGGUUAUGAUCUGAUAGCUCGAGGCUCAAUUUGCAUUAAAGGCAAGGGAAGAGUAAAUACUUACUUCCUAUUGGGCGAGGACGUCUCACAAAGACGCCGUAGAAUGUCAUUUGAAAAACCCGAACUAUUUUACCAAGAACACCACAACCAAUCAUCACUAUUUCCGGUUUCAGACGACGACAGCUUAAAAUACGGAUCAAUGAGUUUGUGUCCGCCUAGUUUCAAUCAUUCUAUCAACUUCGACUCCAGCCCCAAGAACGUAAGUGACGACAGUAGCAGUAGUAAUCAACUAAUUAGUAACAAGAGGCCCCAGCAAGAUAAGAGUGUCAGUUUAAAUGGAGUGACAACCACAGGUAGCAGCAGUAGUAACAGCUCGUCCACUAUUUUACUAACAGAAAACAGUAAAGUCCCAAUUGUCAUUGUGACCAGAGAUUUCCCUAAUUAG
Messenger RNA from Helobdella robusta, 3195 nucleotides. RefSeq lists its product as hypothetical. The transcript is spliced from 26 exons. Gene Ontology annotation, molecular function: protein kinase activity; ATP binding; guanylate cyclase activity. Gene Ontology annotation, biological process: receptor guanylyl cyclase signaling pathway; protein phosphorylation; intracellular signal transduction. The annotation marks the transcript as partial. The record is from RefSeq and is a predicted model, not a curated record. NCBI's taxonomy places the organism in Eukaryota, Metazoa, Annelida, Clitellata, Rhynchobdellida, Glossiphoniidae.